This is a messenger RNA of Penicillium oxalicum, 1341 nucleotides long. RefSeq lists its product as uncharacterized. The coding region runs from base 1 to 1341 and encodes 446 amino acids. The record is from RefSeq and is a predicted model, not a curated record. Lineage: Eukaryota; Fungi; Ascomycota; Eurotiomycetes; Eurotiales; Aspergillaceae. The transcript has a single exon.
AUGGCUCGAAUCCCAUUGGAGUUUCUGUCCAUCACUCUCCCCGUGCUCCUCCUCGCCUACUGCCUGGCCAUAGAGUACGAAGUAUCUCUCCCAACCAUCGCCCACACCAGCCCCGCCAGCAACCCCGAAGAAUACCUUCAAUCGAUAUACGAGCAAUUGAACCUUGACCUCCCUUCCACCUGCACGGUGAACCACUUGUCCGCCUUCGACAACACACCCACCUCACUCCUCAACUUCUCCACCUCCCCCGUCGAACAUUUCGACGCCCCCAAGCUCCCUUCGGGCUUGAACGCCACCGCAGGGGAACAAUGGGCGUUCGACGGUACGUCCUCUUCCGGCCGCAGUGGCCUCCUGCUGGGUAUCUACCGUGACGCAUCGUACGCCUUCCUGGGGCCGGGGAACUUCCGCCUCUCGCUGGAUCUGGUGUGGGAUAAUAGUACCACCUGGUCCACCGUCGACUACCUCUCCUCGUCGACCGUGCACACGUGCACUGAUAAAGUGGUCGGCAUCUGGUCCCACUCUGCAGAUCACUAUUACGUCUUCACUGUGACCGCCGACGCCAAGCACGCGCGCAUUCACUUCCACACUCCGGACGUUGUUGGUGCCGUCGACCUGUACAGCACCACCCCCGCGCGCUACCCGGACGGCGCGCUCUUUCCGUCCGAGGUAUCGGUGACGCAGAACGCGCCCAUGCUGCACUGGGUCGAGCCCAUUCCCGGCGGAUUGAUCGAUGUUGAUCUCAAAGUGAAGGACACCCCUUUCCGGUGGACGGGACUCGGCGGCCACGAGCGCUGGUGGUCAGCGAAGGGCUGGCUGGAUCUCAUGACGCAUUGGGAGGCCGUACGGCUGAUGGCAGGGCCCUACGUGCUAAGCUUCUGGCAGCCCACCUCCCGCGUGAAUGGGGUGGCAUAUCCGUCCGCGUUCUUGACCAAGUACGGUGAGAAGGUGUUUUCGGCUGUAAGCGGCAAGGUAUCGGAGGUGGAGGAUUAUAUUCUAUAUAGUCCGGUGAGAAUGGAGAAGCAGGCAAGGGAGACGGGGUAUGAAGUUGAGUUGGUCUCUCCGGCCCAAGGGAGGAGGUGGGUGUUUGGGUUGGAGUAUCGCAACCAGGAGUUUGAGUUUGAGCUGGGCGACGCAGCCGGGGGGAGGGCAUAUGUGGGGAGAGCGAAGGGUGGGGAGGUUCAUGCAGACGAUAAGCCGGAAGAGCCAUCUGAGGGCGUGUUCUUCAUUGAACAUGUGGAUGUCAAGGCGUUGACUGUUCCAAGGGCUUAUGUGGUUGUUUGUGAGUGGUACUAUCGGGUGCAGGCGCAGGUGCUGAACUCGUGGAGGAAUGGGGGGCAGUAG